This is a messenger RNA of Aspergillus luchuensis, 1185 nucleotides long. RefSeq lists its product as uncharacterized. Bases 1 to 1185 code for a protein of 394 amino acids. NCBI's taxonomy places the organism in Eukaryota, Fungi, Ascomycota, Eurotiomycetes, Eurotiales, Aspergillaceae. The transcript is spliced from 4 exons. The record is from RefSeq and is a predicted model, not a curated record.
AUGUCUCAAAAACCCAUCUUCGUGGCUACCCAUCCACGCGCCUGCUCUACGGCCUUUGAACGAGUCUUCAUGACCCGUCGGGAUACCAUUCAAUGUAUCCAUGAGCCGUUUGGUGAUGCCUUCUACUACGGGCCUGAACGCCUGUCGGCCAGAUUCGCCGACGACGAACAGGCUCGUCUGGAGAGCGGCUUCAGCCAGUCGACGUUCCAGACCGUCCUGGCCAGAAUCGAGCGCGAAGCUUCUGAGGGCAAGCGCAUUUUCAUGAAGGACAUCAUGCACUACCUCCUCCCGCCAUACGGCAAACCCGCCAGCAUCGCGCCAUCUCUGAACAGAAUCAAGCGUGGCGUGGGCACCGAGUCUAACGGAGAGACUGCUCCCCUUUCGGCCGUUGGCGCCAACGGCACCAACGGCCACCACGCCCAGCAGCUGAAUGGGCUGAAUGGCCACGCUGUGCUGGACCACUCCACGCCGGUGAAACCGGCCACCACUCGGGAGCCGUACCCGUACGACACGGCAGCCGAGCCUGGCAAUCCCACCGUGAUGCCCACGGAGAUCCUCUCCCAGUUCCAUUUUGCCUUCCUCAUCCGCGAUCCCCACCACAGUGUCCCCUCCUACUUCCGCUGCACCAUCCCGCCCCUCGACCAGGUGACGGGCUUCCACAACUAUGAUCCCUCCGAGGCCGGGUACGACGAGCUGCGUCGCACCUUUGACUACCUGCGUAGCGUGCGCCUGGUAGGCCCCCACAUUGCCACACAGGAGCGUGACGCCGACGACAUCGACAACAAACUCCGACCGGUGACGAACGGCCUCAACGGGUACGAAUCCGGAGCGGAGAUCUGUGUCGUCGACGCCGACGACAUGUUGCAGAAGCCGGCGGCCAUGAUCGAGGCUUUCUGUCGUAGCGUGGGCAUCGAAUAUACCCCGGACAUGCUGUGCUGGGAUACCGACGAAGACCACCAGGUCGCUCGGGAAAAGUUCGAGAAGUGGCGCGGCUUCCACAACGAUGCGAUCGAGUCGAAGGGUCUGGUUGCUAGAAAGCAUCCCCAUGCCGUCAAGACAGAGGAAGAAUGGGACGCCGAAUGGCGCAAGAAAUACGGCCCAGAGGCAGCAGACCUCAUCCGACAGACCGUUGACGCCAACAUGGCCGAUUACUUGUAUCUGAAGCAAUUUGCCAUGCGCGUGUAG